This is a messenger RNA of Mastomys coucha (southern multimammate mouse), 940 nucleotides long. It is a transcript of the gene CUNH17orf67, whose product is annotated as chromosome unknown C17orf67 homolog. Bases 219 to 491 code for a protein of 90 amino acids. Lineage: Eukaryota; Metazoa; Chordata; Mammalia; Rodentia; Muridae. The transcript has 4 exons. The record is from RefSeq and is a predicted model, not a curated record.
GCAGAGGGACCAUUUCCUGUCUCAGGAUGAAAAAAUUCGCAGGAAUUCGGAGGGAAACAUUUUAGCAGUCAUUAUUGCAAAUUCAGAGUCAGAUGCGCUUAGCGUCACAAGGCAAACUGCGUUAGCGGAAGUCUACAGGGCAUUGGAUCUGACAGGGCCUCUUUCAAGUAGGUAGGACCGGUCUGGAGAGCGCAGUCAGCUGAGAGGAGCCUGGCAUCAUGGAGAAGCUGUCUGCCUUGGUCUUUGUUCUCACCCUGCUGGUUUUCUCCUCAGAAGCCUCCCCGAUUCUGACAGAAAAGCAAGCGAAACAGCUCCUGAGGUCCAGGCGACAGGACAGGCCCAGCAAACCUGGAUUCCCGGAUGAGCCCAUGCGCGAGUAUAUGCAUCAUCUCCUGGCCCUGGAGCACCGUGCUGAGGAGCAGUUUCUGGAACACUGGCUGAAUCCUUACUGCAAGCCCCACUGUGACAGGAACAUUGUCCAUCCUGUGUGAAGGACCUGGGGCCAGCUUGCAAGCACACUGACAGGCGGUGAUGCAGAGACUGCUUGCUGGAACAGAGAGAUGCUUAUCUUCUAUUUCAUCUGAAGCCUUAGACACAAAGUCUUCUGACCUCAAGAACAUGUGGCCCUGAGUGAGCAGGCCAGAAAUUGCCUUGGGGGAAACGAUGAAUAUGUAUCCUGCUCCAUUUUACUAACCCAUCUACAUGGUGAAAACUAACAGCUUGAAGCCCAGGGCUCCUGAAGGCCUUCCUGCCAGUUUGCAAGUGUAGACAGAAAUCCAGUCCUUCCUUAGAGGGGCGGAGCUGGGGGCUGCAGAACAGGCAUGGGGCAGAGCAUCUGUCCUGGGGACCCUGGGCAUCUUGUCCAGAAGAGGGAAGUGCAUUACUUGGGGGCUGCUUCUUCCUUUCUUUGCUGAACUAAUAAAGGCCGGUGCUUAGUCUC